Molecule: messenger RNA, 1902 nt
Organism: Cladophialophora carrionii CBS 160.54
Lineage: Eukaryota; Fungi; Ascomycota; Eurotiomycetes; Chaetothyriales; Herpotrichiellaceae
Exons: 2
Coding region: 1-1902 (633 amino acids)
Molecular function (GO): protein binding
Source: RefSeq, a predicted model, not a curated record
AUGGCACGACCACGGUCCCAGCCUAGGCCGGUGUUCAAACGAGUCCAAUCAAAACAGAACAGGAAUCUCGCUUUCGGGCCGUAUCAGACUCUGAUAGAACAGUUCUAUAUCCAUGAGGGCCGGCCCCUGAAAUGGAUCAUGGAACACAUGAAGAAGGAACACGAGUUCAACUUGUCAGUCAAACAGUACAAAAGCCAACUGAAAAACUGGGGACUCAGGCACAAGCUCACCCAGCGUGACGCCGCCUUCAUCCUGAGACUCCUGAACCAAGCAAGGACCGACGGACAGCAGGAAGUCGUCAUCUUCUCGGGCCAACCCCGACGGCGGGAGGAUAUCGUCAAGUACAUUCAAAGAAAUGAAAAGCUCGUCGACGAGGACCACCUGCUCUCCUGCAUCUCUGACGACGAAGAGACCCCUCAUUAUAUCAGGCUGCACACCCUCGAGGUCGAGUCCGCGCCGACAACGACGCCUCAACUGCCACUGACUCCACCCUCAGCAAGUCCAUCCGGAUCGGUCCACUCUCAGGUUGCCCACAGGCAGGUUUCUCCGAUGCGAGUCCCAAUACCAUCGCCCGAAUACACCCCUCGCAAUUCAGGAGAAUGGGUGAAUUCGCUAGCCGAGCCGGCACCGUCAUCAGGAGGGAUGUAUCGCAGUGACGCUCUGCCUGCGCACUUCAGCCAUGCGUACGCACAGACGCACUCAGCAGCGCGGAACCAGCCAGCGAUGCCCAAUAUUAUGGGCCCAUUUAGGCCGAAGCAGGCAGCAGUGCCGGCCGGGUGGUGCCAUUCCUGGGACGACAACGACCUCAGUAGGCAGUGGCCUGCUGACUUCACACACGCUGCUUUGUCUGUAACACCGGCAGUCGUGGAACAGCUCGGAGACCUCGACCUUGACAUUUACCGCUUUGGUGAUCACACCCACAGUCCACAACUGAAUGACGGCACCCUCACGGCGUACUUUGUCAUGUACUCCCUGUACUGGUUGAUCUGCGCCGGACAGGAUAGCGCCAUCUUCCAAGAGAGAGGCGACUACUACCUGAACAGUGCCUUGUUCUCAUUCUUGUGCAUGCUCACCAACGCAUAUUCACCCGCAGAAGACUGCCUCGGCGCUCUCAGCAUCGUCACGGUCUUGUUCGACUGCUAUGGCCAAUGGCGGAGGCUCUCUGACCUGCUCAAGCGAUGUGAUGACUUGACCAAGAAGCACUUUGGCUUGGACAACCCCUUGACAAUGACUAUCGCGUUCAUGAGAAACAUGCUUGCCGGGCCGGGCUGCCCACGACAUGAUAUCUCCCGACUUGCACAAAUUGUGGUCGACAUGAAGGUGUGCUUUCCGGAAUCACCCAAGCCCGCUCUCACGGCCCGCUACAACUUGGCAUGGGCAAUGCUGGAGAAUGAGCUGAAGCAGCAAGUGUGGGCUCCAGGGAACUUCGAGCCUGCCAGGAGGGAAUUGGCGGAGCUUACGCUGGAGUGUGCUCGCCACUUCGGUGACGACCGCAUUGAAACCAUCAUGGCAGCGGCCACAUUAGCGAGAGCCACAUUCUAUUGUGGUGAUGCUGAAGAAGCCGAGAAGAUCAUCGUGCAAUCCGUCUUGCCUCGAGUCCGGCGAAACUUUGUUGAUAGCCACCCUUACGUUUGGGAGGCGAAACACCGGCAUGCGUUCUUUCUUUUCCGGCUCGCGGAGAAGGAGACCGGUCUGAGCAAGGGUGCCCACUUGCAGCUGGGCGAGCAAGUUCUGCGAGAGGUGGUGCCAGAACGUUAUCGCGUCCUGGGCGAAAAGAACCCGAAAUCAGAGCAUUCUCUCCAGCUGCUGAGAGACAUUUUGAAAGCACAAGGCAAGAUGUACGAGGCGGAAACGCUGCCAGAGUGGUGUGAGCGAGAGCUCUCUCAGUAUGGGGUUCCCUGA